AUGACAACAAGCGUCACACAACUUCUUGUUAUCCCUAACGAUGCCCUCACACUCGUGGGCAAAGUCGUGGGCGCAGACGCGACAGCCACAACAUACGUCCUCGAAUGCCGCAAAGACGACGACGAAUGCGGCAGAAUGAGAGAGACCAUAACUCUUGGUCCAUGGGCAGAGAAAGCUCUAGCCACAGGCGUCGCCAAGACGGGAGAUCUCGACAUCUGGAUCAGCGACAAGCUGGAAGACGGAACACCCUGGACGCUUUCGCAACAUUGCGAGAUGAGCCGAUCUGUAGCCCAAAAAUGCACAGUCUCACAAGGACCUGUGAAGGACAGCAAGGAAUACAAGACGGAGGACUUUCCUCCUCGGACAUACACUGAUGCUUCCGAUCUUCACCAGAUAUAUGGCCCGACGUACGCGUACGCUCAAGUCACCUUGACUGCUGGUUUAGAGAAGCUUGCUUCUGCUACUGCAACUGGUAGUUCGGCUAAAGAGACAGAGUCGACAGCUAGUCAGAGUGGGACUUCCACAGCUACUGCUGAUGCCCCUGGUGAGGCCAAUGGUACAGGAAGGAGUCUUUUGAGCCCUCUGGCUGCAGCAUGUGCCGGAGCAUUGGCUGUUAUGGCGCUUUGGGGUUGA
Messenger RNA from Fusarium coffeatum, 633 nucleotides. RefSeq lists its product as uncharacterized. The transcript has a single exon. The record is from RefSeq and is a predicted model, not a curated record. Lineage: Eukaryota; Fungi; Ascomycota; Sordariomycetes; Hypocreales; Nectriaceae. Bases 1 to 633 code for a protein of 210 amino acids.